UCGAAAUAAAAACAAGCGUUGCAAAUGCUUCAGACGACAAAUUCACUUCAGGACACAAAAUGGAGUCUGAUGUGGACACAUCUAAUCAGCCGGACAAUCUGUGUGAUCCCAAAAACAUGGACAGAGUUCAUAAAGUGAAGAGAAAGAGAAAACACAGUGGGACAACAACCUUGUCUGCAGAGGAAAUUACAAGAAAUCUACAAAGAUAUGGGGAAACAGUACUUCAUUGUGCAGUCCAUAUUUCCAAGAAUAUUCGAGACUCGGAGAAUGGCUCAGUCCUCAAGUGCAUCUGUGCCCUACUUAACUCUGGCGGGGGAAUCCUACAUAUGCAGAAUCUGGACUAUGAUACAAGAGUGCAACCAAAAGACAUGGACACAUGGUGGAGUGCUAUGGAAAACAAAAUGGCAGACAUCAUCUCUGGGGAUGACAUUUGUAACUAUUUUGACAUGAUUGGUAAUUAUGAUGAUAAGGAUUUGUAUCUGUUUGUGAAAACUGCAGAGCAUCUCUGUACCCUGGACUACUACUGUAGGCUUCCAACAGACACAGCUACACAUGAGGUAUCUUACCACUCAGCCAUGAAGCUUCUGACCGCUACUGGUGAACCCAGUGACCUUUGUGAUCUCCCACAUAUUCCAACAGAGUAUCAUUAUGGACAGACACAUGAAAGCUUGAAACAAGAGACAAAACAGAUCCAGUUUAAACAACUGUCAGCUCCCAGCAGUAGAGACGGGAAAUCUCUUCCUUCCAAAAUAAAAUAUACAGUAACCAGGUACCUUUCUGCGUUUGCCAACCACGAAGGUGGCCAUAUCUACUUUGGAAUAGAAGAUGUCAAGGCAGCAGUCCUUGGUGAAGAGCUCUCAGAGGAGGAACAGCAAAGGACAGUUGACCUGAUGGUCGCAAAGAUGCAACCAGUUAUUUGGGGCAACACUGAAUUUCAACCAAUCAGAGGCAAGCACUGGAAUAUUCAGUUCUUCCCUGUUAACGAUUCUCCAAGAGUAAUGGGUCGGCGGAUGGUUAUAGUGGUGUCUGUCUGUAAGUUUCCUGGUGGAGUGUUCACAUCCGUACCAGAGAGCUACUAUAUCAAUGACUAUGGAGGCGUUGAGAAAUGGUCCUUCCAGCUGUGGAAACAGGCACUUCGGUCAUCUCACAGAGACAAACCUGAGCUACACAACAGAUUUGUAAAGCUUGCCCUGAAUGUACCACAGGCCCCACUGGUGUUUACACUACAGCGUACUGUGGAGGCUAUCACAGACAAACUGCUCCAAAGGAGUAAAACGGAAUGGUUACAGCCCAGACAUGCCUUGGAUGUCAUAUCUGAUCCCCGUAAAAAGGAGUUUGUCCGGGACACAUUAGAACAAUACAGGGACAUGGACAGUAUCUGUAUUGUUGUGAACUGCUGGGGCCUUCAGGUCACACUACCUCCACCGAAAUGUGUUCUUUGUGAUGUUUUAAUCAUAAGCGAGACACGUGGGUGUCAACUUCUCACCUUCACAGAAGUGGUAAACUGCAGGACACGAGAGUACUCUUCUUCAGUUGCUGCAUUCCUGAAAAGUCGAAUGGUUCUACAUGGAGGCUGUACAGACAAAUUUGGAGUAACUUGUCAAGUCCUACAUAUUAUAGAAAAGUGUAAUCAUUCAGGCUCAGCCUGCUCAAGAAAUCUUGAAACUUCAGAUGAUGAAGAUCUAUAUCCUUCUCACUUCAACAUGAACGCUCAUAAGUAUGGAAACCUUAUCAGGUCCCUCAUAGUUUGUAUGGCAGCCUACAAACCAGUUGACUUUACUACACUGGCCGCCGGCAAUAGGGAGGAGGUAUUGGCCAACAUGUCCUACUUUUUCUUGUUGACCAGCGACCAGUUUGACCUGCUUUGGAGCCAGCAGUUCACCAAGGAGCUGUGGAUCCAUGGGCCACCAGGGUCAGGCAAAACUGUCGCUGCAGUUCAACUGAUUCAGGAACUCAGGAGGCGGGGUAGUGGACAGCACGAGAUCCUGUACCUAGCCGAAAAUGACAUGCUGUGUUCAUAUGUCAGGUCAUUCAACAUAUGUAAGGUCUGCACCAGACGCAAUUUUCUGAAGAAAAUCCAAAAGGUAGAAAACAAGCAUGAUACUUCAAAGAAAGCUUUUAGUUAUAUUAGCAAUGUUAUCAUUGACGAGGCACAGAACUUCAAAGCGAGAGACGGUGAUUGGUAUAAAUUGACUAACGAACUAACAAAGCAACACCGAGUUGGUGACUUGAAAGACAAAACAGUUCCUGCAGGAUACUUCUGGGUUUUCAUGGACUAUUCCCAAAAGGUUCACAAGUUUGAAGCUGGCCUUCCUUCUAUUGUGGGUAAAAACAACUUCAUGUUGAGUGAGGUAUCAAGAAACUCCAAAGAAAUAUUUGACUACGCUAUGAAUUUCAUGACUCCGAAAGAAAAACUGAUUGCAAAUGAUCAAGUUCAAGGUCUUAAAAUGGGGGAAAGCCUUCCAAAACUUGGUCAUGAUUAUUCUUCUGGACGAAAUGUUGACAUUGUUUCCUGCAGUUCUAGUGAAGUGAAUGACGCUGUUGUAAAGGUGCUGUCUUCUGUUCUCGGAACUGGGGUGGAUAUCAAGGAUAUUGCUAUUCUGGUAGGUAGGCGCCAAGACAAGGAAGUUAUGACUCCUUCUGUUAAGAAUCUUGUGGAAAGGUCAGGGGUCAAGGACUCUGUUACCAUAGAUACUGUAAAGGGAUUCAGUGGCAUGGAUCGAUCGGCCAUUAUAGGGGUGAACCCACGGGUCAAUGAAGAUCACGCAGACUUCAGUAAAUAUCUAUUGAGUUUAGCAACACGAGCUAGGGACAGUCUUGUUAUCAUAACCCCGUCGGAUAAAAAUCAAGAGAAACUUUCUUGUAACACCUCUGAAUAUCUAUAAAUUUAUUUAUGCAUGUUAUACUAGAUAAUCAGUUUUAUACAAUGUAUAUCGGUGUUACCUGAGAAACAUUUUUGUUUAAGUGUAGAGUCAUUUUUUUUGUGUGGGUUGUCUCUGUGUUUUUGUUACCUAAAUUUUACAACAGCUUGUUCCUUUAUUAAUUGGGAAAAUAUAGCAUUAUUUGUAUUGAAAUUGAGAAUAUAUUCCUCAGUUUUGGGUAGUUUUGGGAAAAUAAGGCACUUUUUAGCCAGGGGAAAUGGCCUAUAUUCGGCAAUAAAACUGAGCAAACAAAUCACUGUGUCUACAUGCAAAAAAUAUUUAAUAAAAUUUGAUGUAGAGAAUUUAAUGCUAUGAAGAUAACUAUCAGCGUAAUACCAUGUAUAUUUAUUUUACCUCCUGUAGUUAAUUCUUACACAUUGAUUUUUUAUAUCUUAUCAUUCUUUUUUAUGUACAUUUAACUAUUGACGUCACCUAAGCCUUUGAUUCAGUGACCUGUUGUCUUUGUGUGUAAUCGUUCAUAUUUUGUUCAUGUCAGAUGUGGCCGUAUCUCAGCCAGGUGACUAAUUCCCAUCAAUUUAGUUUGUUUGGUGUGUGUGUGUUACAUCCUAUUAACAGCUAGGGUCAUUUAAGGACAUGCCAGAUUUUUGUUGUUGGAAAAAAGCAGAGUUCCCAGAGAAAAACCACCGAACUGCAGCCAGCCCCUGUAGGCCUCAAACCGCAACCCAGCGAUGGAGGCAUUCAUAAAAUAGAUGGUAUAUAUACAAUGUAUUGUGUAAUAGUUAUAAGAAAUACUUAUUGUUUGGUGCCAUAGUUUUAAAUAUUAAUGUAUUUUAAAGAAGCAUUUGUUAUACCGCGGGUAUAUCAAAUUAUAUUGAGAAUAAAACAAA
Messenger RNA from Mizuhopecten yessoensis (Yesso scallop), 3769 nucleotides. RefSeq names its product schlafen family member 13-like. The transcript is spliced from 8 exons. The record is from RefSeq and is a predicted model, not a curated record. Lineage: Eukaryota; Metazoa; Mollusca; Bivalvia; Pectinida; Pectinidae. Bases 60 to 2885 code for a protein of 941 amino acids.